AUGAUGGGACAUAUGCCUGAAUCGGCUAGUGAUACCGACUACAAAAGCUAUGAGUUUUUUGGGAUACAGGACAAUCUCUUGAGCCCAUAUUCAUCCUCCACCUUCUCUCAUGGGUCAAGUUCUGACUCCCCGGAAUCUCAGAUUCCACUUGUUGGACGGCCAGGACCUAUGGACCAACCUGCCAGAAAUGGCAAUACUAUGGAACCACCCGGUCACGAGGGACAACAACAGGUUGAUCCGACUUUGUCAAUGGUUCACAGUCUUCUAUCUCAAGUUCUGCAGCAAGCCAUUCCCGGCGCAGAUGCAAAUGCAAGCCCGUCACCAGACUUCCUCAAGAUUGUACCAACCGUGAAGACUUUGGGUACUUACCGAUUUAAUGGAAAACCAGAUCCGUACAAGGCGGAUGCAUGGCUACAGUGUGUUGAAGCGAACUUUGCAGCAACUAGAUGUCCAAUGGAAUUCGGAAAGGAUGUUGGUAAGUCUCAGCUAAUGUCAAAUGUUUUACUUGUGGAGAACCAGGGCAUUAUGCUAUCUGGUGUCCCUUACGGACAGAAAAUGAAUUCAGAGAUUAUGGAAGAAGAAGAUGGAUCGGGCGAAGAGGGGUAUGAAGAUGUAUGGAGCAAGUGGACAUCCGAGGUGAAGAUCAGCGGUAGUGACAUAUGGUGGGACUAUAUGGCCGAGGAUAACGUGUGUAGAGUGAAGCCCAAAGAAGUGUAUGGUUUAUGA
Molecule: messenger RNA, 726 nt
Organism: Thlaspi arvense
Lineage: Eukaryota; Viridiplantae; Streptophyta; Magnoliopsida; Brassicales; Brassicaceae
Source: the annotation of a GenBank genome assembly